Molecule: messenger RNA, 2717 nt
Organism: Cyprinus carpio (common carp)
Lineage: Eukaryota; Metazoa; Chordata; Actinopteri; Cypriniformes; Cyprinidae
Product: F-box/WD repeat-containing protein 9-like
Exons: 7
Coding region: 357-1937 (526 amino acids)
Molecular function (GO): protein binding
Source: RefSeq, a predicted model, not a curated record
GAAACGACGCGCGACGCUGAAACACCGAUGACGCAAAUAGUGUGUGCCGGAGCAGUGUAGUGUUGACAAGUUUUUGUUGGUGCCAGUCACAGAGAUGUCAACAGAACUGUAAGUUAGUCAUAUUUUCUCCGAUGAGGAUGAUCAAAAAUCCGUUUCACUUUUCUACGAUUUUUCUUUCGUCUGACAUCAGUGCUCAUCUUUAGCAUACGUAAGGGAAUAUAAAGACACAGAUGAUCGUGCAGUGUCAUAUCAAAAUGAUCAAUAAUUCAUGACAAAAACCAGGUGGAUUAGAAAUGUGGAUUGUUUACCCUUUGAAUACAAGGAUUUGCGAUUAAAAUAAGAACGUGAUUCAGUGGAUGUCGAGAACGAGCGUCGCCCUGGAGGACGAGGAGAAGCAGAGAUGCCCUGCUGGUGCCAGUCCACCCCACUUCACCCCAGACACCUCACACUCCUUACCCGAGAGACUGAAUUUGGAGCCACCCGUCAGCGCUGUGGAGACAAGCCCCUCCCCUUCUAGCAAUGGAACAGGCCUCCUGUCGUUGCCAUGGGAGAUAGUUACCCAGAUAGCCUCACAUCUCCCAGCACAAAACCUCACAAAUUCUCCUACGCAGGUAUGUCAGACGCUGGGAAAGCUUGGUGAGGAUCGCUUGGCGUUGCAGCUUCGGGCUCAAAAACUCUCGGGUCCUGCAGCGUCUUUCCCAGUCGGGCCAAAGGAGGAUUUUGAUUGGUCCAAGGCAUGCUUGGAAAUGGAGCAGCUGAUUGGCUGCUGGACCGGGCAUGAGAAUCAGGCAGAGAGACAGGAAGAGGCAGCUGGUGGCGUGAACAGUGAGAACUUGGUAGAUAUGCAGCUGGAUGUGGAUUUAAACGGUGCAGCGGAAGCGGGAGAAGAGAACGUGCAAGUUCAAUCCCAGAAUGCCUCUGAUAGUCCCCAUCUGAUUGCGUCAUCCAGCACUUCUUCGCCAUUGGAGCACAUCAUCCUUCCCUCUGGCCACAUUGCAGAUGUGAAUUGUGUCCUCCUUCUGGGUGGAGAAGAGGCGCUGUGUGUGUCCGGCUCUAGGGACAGAAAUGUGAACCUGUGGGACCUUCGAGAGGGUCCCAGAGGCAAGCUGAUGCACACUCUUACGGGAUGCGGGAGCAUUAGUACCCACCGGGGCUGGGUGUGGUGUCUGGCCUCCAGCGGACCUCUGCUGGCGUCUGGCUCGUUUGACAGCACCAUCAGGCUCUGGGAUCUUGAAGCCGGAGGAGCAGAACGGCGCCUCAUCCAGUGCAAAGCUGCAGUAUUAUGUCUGUCCUGUGAGAGGGACACGGUGCUGGCCGGGUCACAUGAUCAAAAAUUAAGCAUCUUUGACACCCGAGCUGCAGAUCCAUUGGUCAAGAGUCUUCAUCUUCACGGUGAUGCUGUGUUGUGCCUGGCGGCUGAUGACCAGUACAUCUUAUCAGGCAGUAAAGACCGAACCGUCGCUCUGUUCGACCGCAGGGCGGGAAAACUCCUGCAGAAAGUUAAGCUGAGUUCGUACCUGCUGUCUCUGUCCUACAGCGGUCGAGAGGUGUGGGCCGGGGAUAACCGUGGACUCGCGCACACCUUCUCCAUGCACAACAGCUCCCUGACACCUGUAUCCCAGUUUACCGUCCACAGGUCACUGGUCACCGGUGUUCACUACUCUCCUGGUGCUCUAUACACGUGCUCCUCUGACCGCACUAUCAAGGCAAGUCUUCUGUCAGUUAAAAAGAGUUUAGGUGAUCUUUAUCCAAGCUUAUCGGCAGCUCACAUCUCUUAUUGGAUGCAGGUCCACCUUCCAUCAUCACCACCCAAUACACUAUUCACCCUUCACCAUCCUUCUCAGUUAAGUAUUGAAGGAGGAACACUGGCCAUCGCUUCUGGUGACAUGAAUGUGGAAGUUUGGAGGCACAGAUGCGAAGAGUCUGAAAGCAUAUGAUAGCAGGGAACAAUAAGAACCAAUACAGUUCCUCAACUCUGCAUUUCCAGGAAUUUAUCAAUGCAUUAUGCUUUAAUUUGUUUAAUUUUAAUGAGAAAAAAAGAUGAAAAUGAAUGUUUUAGGUGUCUGAUACAUGUUUCUAGUGAUUCUAGAAACAAAAAUAUGACAUUCCUAGUUUUCUGUCAUUCUUCUUGUAGUGGUCACACUACGAUUGCACAGACAGAGUACAAAACAUUUCAGUGCCUCGUAACACAGGAACAACUUUUAUGAUUUGUGUGAUCAUCUCUUGAACAUAUCAACAAAAUUGAUGCUAAUAAUAUACUAAGCCUGAAAAUACAGUGAAUUCUAAAACACAUGCAGUAUAAUAUAGUAAAGUACAAACAAGUAUCAAAAAAUAUCUUGCUUUUCAGUAUUUAGCUCUCUAUAUAGUACACCAACUCAGUUAUUAAAAACGUGAUUUAAGUUCAGUUUUUUUAUACUUGUCAGUAUACUUACACAAGUAUACAGUUUACAAAUGAGGCACAAUGCUUUAAAAUGUAUGCACUUCACGACCAGAGCAAUCUACUAAAUAUCCUAAUUUUAAAUAUUUAUAUUUAUGAAUUAUUAAUAGUUAUUGCAGACAGUGCUGUUGUAUUGUUCUGUGACUGACUGAAUGUCCUGUAAAUGUCCAAAUUCUCUUUGAUUUUUAAAAAGCUUUAGAAAUGCAAAAUUUGAUGAUUCAGUUGGAUUUGUCAGCAUGUCGUUCUUAACGCUUCAAAUAAAAAGGGCGACUGCUGCAGA